Molecule: messenger RNA, 867 nt
Organism: Periconia digitata
Lineage: Eukaryota; Fungi; Ascomycota; Dothideomycetes; Pleosporales; Periconiaceae
Source: the annotation of a GenBank genome assembly
ACAGUUUACUUGUCGAACUAUUGCACGUGUUCCCAGGCCAUGGCGACACUGGUUUCUAUCCAAGACCGUCCCAAGAGGGAGUUGAAGGUACUUUCAUUAGGGAUGACACGCACAGCAUCAGGAACUCAAGCACUCGGAAUUUUGGGUUACAAAGGUGUGCAUCACGGAAUCCAAGGCAUCAGCUCGCCGCUCGAGUGGCAGGUCUUUAACAAAGCCUGCGAUGCUUUCUACCCGACGCUACCGACCUAUACGGGCGCUUCUUUUACGCGUGAGGACUGGGAGGUCUGCUUUGGUCCGUACGAGGGUGUCACCGACAUGGGCACCUUUUUUGCCAAGCAACUCAUCGAGGCCUACCCUGAGGCGAAAGUCAUACUUGUGGAGCGCGACAUUGAAGACUGGUACCAGAGCAUGGUGGCGGCCAUUUUCAGCACGACGUGGGGACUGCGCGCAGAUGUGGUGAUCAAUUUGCUUGGGCCGCUGUACGGGCUCAACGGCGGCAAAACGAUUCGCAAGAUCAUGCUGGGAUUCUACGGUGUGAAGAAUGUAGACGAAAUGCGCCGUGUCGCCCGGGAUCGAUACAGGCAGCACUACGCUGAGAUUCGUGCUGCGGUACCCGAGGAGCGGUUGCUCAAUUUUCGCUUGGAGGAUGGGUGGGCGCCGCUAUGUGAGUUUUUGGGUAAAGAGGUGCCAGGUUUGCCAUUUCCCGUGAAGAACAAAAGAGAAGAACACGUGGAUAGAGUGAGACGGAAGCAAAACAUGUUCUUUAAACACGUUGCAAAGAGAUUCGCGGUGAACGCUGUGACUUGCGCUAUUGGUGUUGGAGUCGUCAGUCUGGUUCUCUGGAGGUACAGAUCGGUUGCGCCGUAA